This is a messenger RNA of Haplochromis burtoni (Burton's mouthbrooder), 1034 nucleotides long. RefSeq names its product methyltransferase-like protein 17, mitochondrial. Lineage: Eukaryota; Metazoa; Chordata; Actinopteri; Cichliformes; Cichlidae. Gene Ontology annotation, molecular function: methyltransferase activity; structural constituent of ribosome. The transcript has 6 exons. Bases 205 to 666 code for a protein of 153 amino acids. Gene Ontology annotation, cellular component: mitochondrial small ribosomal subunit. The record is from RefSeq and is a predicted model, not a curated record. Gene Ontology annotation, biological process: translation.
GUUCCAGAUAAUCUCAACAACUGGAAAUCCUGACCAUCCUUUUUCUCCUUUCAGGUGCAGUUUGAUUUAGUCACUGCAGCUUUUACCCUCUCAGAGCUGCCAAAUGUGAAAGACCGAGAGGAGGCAGCAUUCACUCUUUGGAGAAAGACAAGCUCAUAUCUGGUGCUGGUGGAAAAUGGGACCAAAGAGGGCCAUCAGAUACUCAUGGAAGCCAGAGAUACUUUAUUGAAGAAACAAGAGAAGACCGUUUAUGACUCCAGGCCAGCAUCAGUGUUUGCUCCAUGUCCACAUGAACUGGUGUGUCCCAAACUGGCCCAUGAGCCCGUCACACCCUGCAACUUCCAGCAGCAUUACCAACCUCUGUCUCUACCCAGGCACAAUGACCGUCAGAUCGAGAAGUUCAGCUACCUAAUUUUGAGGCGGACAGAAGCAGUGGAGGAAGGCACAAAGGGUGUGGAGUGGGCCAGGCUGAUUGCACCAGUGCUGCGCAGAACGAGGCAUGUCCACUGUCGCAUGUGUUGCCCGGACGGACAGCUACAGCACAUGGUGGUGACAGCCCGUAAACACAGCAGAGAUAUGUACCGCUGCGCUCGGAGCAGUGACUGGGGAGAUCAAAUGCCGAUCAUUCGGGGUGUAGAGGAAGAUGUCAACAGUGAUUCAGAGUGACGAUUCAGCCGUAAAGACAGACUGUGGAAACAUACGAUACAUCGUGAAACUGAUAAUACUUUGAUUUAUAGACAAAGGAGCUGCAAAUUACAUAUACAUUUCCUCUCUGCAGUUUUCUUUGUGUACCACCUCCAAUAAACCAUUAUAUUUUUAAGUGUGAUGCUCUUUGGACAGAAAUGUCUUUUAAAAAGUAUUUUGAAAUUGAAUUUACCUUGAAGCAUUUCAUUUUCAAUGCGGUCCAAACAAACCUUAAAGUUGUUUAUUCAGCAGAACAAUGCAUAACAUGAGCUUUAUGUAUUUUUUUGGUAACAUAACAUUUCACAGCCUUAAAAUAAAAUGGGUAAAAUUUCUUUUUGCACGUUUCCGUG